AUGGCAGGUGAUGGAAAGGGCACGCCCAGCGGAGGUGCAGACAGUGGCGACAACAAGCGCUACAGCGACCAGGCCAAGGCCAAAGAUGGCGACAGCAAGGGCAACGGCGGUGGCAAGGGCAAGCCCAGCCCUCCUGGCGGCGAUGGCAGCCAGCCCAAGAGUGGCAGCGCUGCGGGCAAGGCCAAGGGCCAGAUGGAUGGCGGCAAGGGUGGAGGCCCUAAGGGUGGAGGUCACAGGCCUGGCGGAGGUGGCGGCGAUGGCAAGGGCAGCAAGCAGCCCCCAAAUCCAGGUGGCGGUGGCAAGCCUGGCAGCCGCAAGGGCAAGCAGCCUUCUGGCGGAGGUAAGGCCGAUGGCGGCGGCGACAGCAAGGGCAAGCAGCCCGGUGGUCCUGGUGGAGGUAAGGCCGAUGGCGGCGGUGGCGGCGACAGCAAGGGCAAGGGCAAUCAGCAGCCCUGUGGUGGAGGUGAGGCUGAUGGCGGCGGCCCUGGAGGUGGCGGUGACAGCAAGGGCAAGCAGCCCGGUGGUGGAGGUAAGGCCGAUGGUGGCGGCGACAGCAAGGGCAAGGGCAAUCAGCAGCCCUCCGGCGGCGGUGAUGGCGGCGGCGGCGGAGACAGCACGGGCAAUCAGCAGCCCCCCGGCGGAGGCGAUGGCAAGGGCAAACCCGGAGGCAGCAGCAAGGGCAAUGCCCCCGGUGCCGAUGGAGGCGAUCAUGGGGGUGAGGGGACUGCUGGCCAGGCUGACGGCUGCGGGGGCGCUGCCUGGGAUGGAUGUGGCAGCAGCGGCCGCGGCCGCUGGAACCAGCCUUGGACAUGGGGUCCGGCCGCGCCACGCCAGCACGAAUAUCGGCCCGCUGGCCCGGCGCGGGUGCGGCGGGCAGUCGACCGCUUGGCUGAAAACCUGUCAACAGACAACGCUGCCCUGAGAGAGCAGCUGCGUGUGCAUGAGCUGGAGGCGGCGAGGCAGCUGCAGGAGCAACAGGGCUUCUUCGAGAAGAAAAUGCUCGAGCAGCACUGUUCUUUUGCCCAAGCACAGGGGGGGCUACAGCACAAGCUACAGAGCCUUCUGCAGGAGUCGGAGCGGCAGUUGGCUGCUGCGCAGGAGCGUUUGCAGGCGGAGCGUCGCAGGCACGCCACGGAGGUGGAGCGCAUGCAGCGGCAUCAUCAGCUUCAAGUUGCUGCUGCACGCCAGGAGUACGAUGAGAAGCUGGCGAAGAUGCAAAAGACGAUGGCAGAGUUGAACGAGCGCAACCUGGAGAAGCACCUCAACAGCUGGCGCAUCGCGACGCAACGGCAGCAAGCUCAAGAGGCGAGCCAGAGAGCUCUGCAAGAGGAGGAGAAGGAGCAGGAUGCCAAGGCAAAGAAGGAGGGCAAAAAGCCGCAGAAGCAGAAGUCCGACAAGAAGCGUUCACCACCCAGCCCCGCAGACCCUGGACCCAGCCACGUGAAGAAGAAGCAGAAAUGA
Molecule: messenger RNA, 1461 nt
Organism: Effrenium voratum
Lineage: Eukaryota; Dinophyceae; Suessiales; Symbiodiniaceae
Source: the annotation of a GenBank genome assembly